ACAAAUUACGCAUGCGCAGUAGUCGGCGCUUUAAAACAAGUCUUGAGGAGGGAACAUGAAGGCACUUGCAGGUGGAGUUACACUCGAGGACAGCAGCUGCUAAGUUUUCAUGGGAGGUAGCUGUGAAAUGCAUCGCCGAGGCGUUGCAGGAUGAAAAGUCGUCGUGGUCGCCAUGACUCUGAGAGCCACACUGUUUCCAAACACAGGAUUCAAGCAGGACGCGGACACCGUCGACUUUGACAAAACGCAGCAUUUCGGGGCCUCCGCCGGGAGUCCCGUGAGCCUCAAGAAGGAGCCCUGCGACUUUGUUAUAGAUGUUCAAGACGUGCAGCGGGGCGAGAUCCCGAGCAAAUCAAAGGACUUAGACCAGAAAUACAUGACAAGCAAAGUUUCCCUCGCUGCCACAGUUGCAGGAGUAGUUCAAGGUGACAAUAAAACUGUGGGGAUAUUGUCCCCUGUCAGACAAAUGGGGGGUGAGGGAACCCCAGUGAAAGGUAAACCCCUCUCUGCUGACAACAUGGAAAACCCUCAGAUGGCUGUGAACAAUAAUCCUAAGGAUGCCGGUGCAGAUGACAGCGUGAAGGGGCUUGUCCCAGGAGUCCUUGGCACUGCAUCCAUUGAACUUUCCUCUGAGGGCAAGUGGAGGAACAUCAGGAAGACCCCUGCUAAUCCCCACACACAGGCCAACUGCCUCCGACAGAUUCUCCUCCUGCAACUGGACCUCAUUGAACAACAGCAACAACAGCUGCAGUCCAAGGACAAGGAGAUAGAUGAGCUCAAAGCAGACAAGGAGACGCUUCUUGCACGCAUUGAACGCAUGGAGCGUCGCCUGCAGCUCACAAGGAAGGAUCCGCCGCGUGACAAGCGCCUUUUCCAGCCCCUGGAGCCAUGGACCCCUGACAAGGAGGACAUGUGGGAUCUGGAUGUAGAGGAGAGUCAACAGCCAAACUCAGCCACUCCACUCCCCUUUAGUCGGGGUGGCAAAGGUCAAAAGAGAAAAUCCUGCUUUGGAGAUGCAAAAGUCCAGAAAUCACGUGGCAAAAGUGCCAAGCUUAGCCCCCAGAAGCCUGAGAUUCAGCCUGGCUCGCCCAAUCAAAGAGAGCUGCGCAGUAAGGAAACCCCAGAGAAAUCAGUUCCCAUGAAGUCAGGGACAGAAAGGGACAUUGUGCUCCAGUGCAAAGAGGAGCCUGACCUGGGCUGUCAGAUUGAGGAUCUGCCUUUCAUGUCUACUACUGAGAUGUACCUCUGUUGCUGGAACCAACCUCCUCUCUCCCCUCUGCGUGAGACUUCCCCUAAAAAGGAGGAAGAGGUGGCCAGUGAGUGGACUCCUCAUGUAGUACAUGAUAUGCUGAUUGUUUUUCCAUCUUGGAGGGAAAAUCAUAUAGAGCCCUUGGAUGAGGACUCCUCCUUUAACCCGCCUGAGCCGCUGGACGACAAUGUGUUUUUGAAACGCCACGCGAAGCUCGAGUUGGAUGAGAAGAGGAGGAAAAGAUGGGACAUCCAGCGAAUCAGAGAGCAGCGUAUGUUUCAGCGUUUGCAGCAGCGCAUGAACAGAAAGAAAGUCGUGCCGGAGACUGAGCCAGAGCUUUCAUCCUUCUACCCCGACACUGAAGAUGUUGAAACUAUAGUGAUCACUCCCUUCUUGCCCGUGGUUGCAUUUGGCCGGCCGCUGCCCAAACUCUCACAACAGAACUUCGAGCUACCCUGGCUGGAUGACCGAAGCCGAUGUCGCAUCGAGGUGCCCAAAAAACACACGCCUCACCGGACCUGUCGGAAGUGAAACCCACGUGGCGCCCACGAGAUUCUCCGGUCUCAGCGUGUCCCCGCAGACUAGCUGAUCUCCUGCGGAAUAAUGUAGACGGAUGGGAGAUAGCUGCUCCAUUGGGUGUCUUUUUGGUCUCAUUUACACAUCUGAAAGGGAGAUAAAUGCCUGAUGCCACAAGAUUACAGUCCCUGUGUGAGCAGCUGUUGAAGAUUACACAUCAGUUUGUAUUGUUAAAAAAACCAACAGAGUUAUGUGCAUGUCCUGUAACAUGUUUAAAACCCAUUUUGCAGCAGCUGUGCCAUCCAAAGUUGAUUUUAACACACAAAAGUGGAGUUCCUGUCACUUUUUAUGCAGUCAGCUGACGGGAUAGAUUGGACACUAAUCUUGAGUGUAUUCAUGUGGGGCAUUUUGAAUGAAAAGUAGAAUUUGAACUACACGUCAUGAGCAAUAUGUUUGCAACUUUUUGUUCUGGGUAGUCCUACCACACUCCUCCUCUCUGCCUGAGUGGGGCAAAAAAAAAAAGAAGUCACAAUCUGACUGUAUCGUGCUGUGUAUUGCCUAUAUUGUUCGCACACAACUUCAAAUAAGAUUUUAUCAAUGUUAAGUGUGAUAUUGGGAGUUUUGAGCCACACUCAGCAUGGUUUCAUAUAUUAAUAAAUUGCGGUUCUUUCCAAUCUAAUGUAAGAAAAAAAAAUUAAGAAAAGCAACCAAAUGAUUGUUAGGUGUUCGUGGUUUGCUUUAUGAAAACAAUGGCACAGAAACUUAGACGGGUGGUAACCUUGGCUUGAGACCCAGUGUUCUGUACCCUGGUUUGUUUUUCUUUUUGUUUUUUAGUUGUUUUUUUUUUUAUGUGAGUUGCAUGAACUCUAUUUAGCCGUUUCAAAAGAUGGUAGCAUGGCAUAACCCCAGAAUGGAGAAUACUCUGCUCAUUUGGGCUACAAAAACUACAAGAUAUUAUUCUUGAAAGCAUGACUUUUGGCUGCUAUGUUCAGUGGGAACCGCUGCGUUCAGCCUCUUCAUAAAGGCUUAAUCCGAUAACAACGUACAGUUUUGAUCUUUCGUGUUUCCAAUCUUUACAAUACGCUUACAUCCAGUAAAUACUAGGCAAGUUAUGUGUACGCAUUGUUCUCUUCAAGGAUGCAGUUAACUGACAUUCAAGAGAACCAUUUUAGACGAUAAAUAAGCUUUCUAGCUGUAGUUCUAGCGAUGUUCACCAGUACGCUCUUUAACAUGCUGCCAGUUAAUCUCUCCCUUUCUGAGUUAAUCUCAGUUACAAUCGCAGCGUUUCAUUUCUGCCCGUGUUCUCUUCCUCGGUGCAUUUGUCCAACCUGUUUUUUACAUAUGAUGCAAUAUGGCUUUCUGCAGCUUCAACUGCCAGGUGUAUGUAUGUGUAGGCAGAUUUUGGGAAAUACAAAGUAAAUCUUUUUUUCUGUACAUAGCUUUCAGAAACAAAUGUACAUAAAACAUGCCUGUUAUUUUUUUAUUAUUUAAUGUUGGAAGUGUUGAGUACAUUCAAUAUUCUAUGAUUGUAUGUGGACAAAUUGACAGUUUUGAAAGUUAAAUUUUUUUGGAAUAAAAUUAACUUGUCUGAUA
Molecule: messenger RNA, 3358 nt
Organism: Micropterus salmoides (largemouth bass)
Lineage: Eukaryota; Metazoa; Chordata; Actinopteri; Centrarchiformes; Centrarchidae
Gene: msl1b
Product: MSL complex subunit 1b
Exons: 9
Coding region: 173-1780 (535 amino acids)
Cellular component (GO): MSL complex
Source: RefSeq, a predicted model, not a curated record